This is a messenger RNA of Corticium candelabrum, 993 nucleotides long. RefSeq lists its product as uncharacterized. The record is from RefSeq and is a predicted model, not a curated record. Lineage: Eukaryota; Metazoa; Porifera; Homoscleromorpha; Homosclerophorida; Plakinidae. The transcript has 5 exons. The coding region runs from base 110 to 853 and encodes 247 amino acids.
CCUCUCAGGCAGGCAUUAGGCAGAUAUGAUAGGUACUCGUCCAGUCAAAGGAGUCAAAUGAUACUCGUCCAGUCAAGCUCUACAGAAAACAAUUGAUAAAGAAACGUAAAUGGAAUCUGUGAAACGCCACAUGAGUUCACACCGAGCAAUAAGUCUUCAAACCAUCUCUCUUGUCUGUGUGAGCUGCAUCGUCAUGGCUAAAACAGUCGAUUCUACUAGCACAAUCAGUGGCACAAACUUCCACCAUCAGGACUCAGUGUGCAGGGAUGACUUUUUGAUUAUUCAACCAGGUAGGUCUACUAAUUUUGUACUGAGCACUCAUGCCAUAAACAACACCAAAGGAGUUGGAGUGUUUGACAAGAAGGUGACACGACAUGAGAUGUUCAGAUUUGAAUUGUACGGCUCUUCGGACGAGCAGUGGGUGAUACGCACAUUCGAUAGAAGCCACCUGGCAGUCGACUCCAAAGGAAAUCUGAUGGUAGAGACUGGAUGUGUCAAGACAACAUUCCUUCGCCAUGUUGAUGCAGAACACCUUAAUGACUGUUUCAACGGUGUCCAAUGCCUCAUGCUGCUCUGCGCUACCUCCACAGACCCCAAAACAGCCACAUUCAUUGUCUCUCCUACCAACCAUGCUACUCACCAGCUCAACAACGGAGACUGCAUGUCAUACAAAUCAUUCCAAGCAAUACAACAAAGCCUCACAAAGCCUACAUUCAACAUCACCAACUACCAAUUCAACUUUCUCACUGCCGGUAAUCACACAGACAUGAUCAGCCAGGGUCUCAAGAAACUCUGUCCCAGACCCUUCGAUCCAAGCGGACAAGCACAGAAUGACAUUUGUCCUAACAAGUAAGAGUCGACACGAUAUCAACAAUUUCAAACACAAAUUAAUCGUUUUCGUCCAAAGAUGUGUUUACAUUUGAUCACCUGGAAUUUAAUCAGGCAAAUCUAGUUGUGUGAGAGAAAGUGAAAUAAAGAGUGCUCAUCAUAAAA